AGAAAAUGUGUGCAUAGACGUCUGAAUUUCCAAAUUUAACUGCAAAAGCAGGUACGUGGCCCAAAGAUGUUCAGGUUGUGGCGUGUCUGCUUUGUGAGUACUUUACUGAUACAUUCUAAUUUUGCUGGUGUUUCUGGAACAACUGGAAGUAAUGGAGCAGUACUGCGGAUGAGCAGAACAGCACUGAAUAAAGCUGUUUCAGGAAAAAUGAGCGGAAGCAGCUCCCAGAACAACUUGCAAAUGCCUGCAGGGGCUGGUGGAGGUGACCUUGUGGGAGGACUUGUUGGUGGUCUUCUUGGUGGUGGAGGUGGCGGGGGCCUUUUAGGGGGUGUGUUAGGUGGUGGUGGGGGUGGUGGAGGACUUCUUGGUGGCAUACUUGGAGGUGGUGGAGGUGGUGGAGGUGGUGGCGGUGGCCUUCUUGGUGGUGUUCUUGGUGGUGGUGGUGGUGGUGGAGGAGGACUUCUUGGAGGCAUCCUUGGUGGAGGUGGUAGUAGUGGGGGUGGUGAUGAUGGCAGAAGAGGUGGUGGGCUUCAUGGAGGAGCUCAUGGUAAUUCUGGUGAAUGGGAUGAUCAUAGUAACAAUGGUCCUCAACCCAAUGGAGGUCUUCUUGGAAGUGGUGGAUUGCUUGGUGGCUUGCUUGGAGGCGGAGGUCUUCUUGGAAUACUUGGAAAUGGUGGCCUAUUAAACACAGUGCAAGGCCUCACUGGUUUGCGCAUUAUUGAUCUUACACUCCCGCAAAUAUCUUUGCGCCUGCUGCCAGGAAUCGGCGUCCACCUUAACUUGUACACAAAGGUGGCUAUCAAUGGAAAAAGUUUGCUAGGCUUCCUUGACAUCUUGGUUGAAGUUAACAUAACGGCUCGAACUAGACUCACUCAGGAGGCAUCAGGUGUACCCAGGCUGGUUAUUGAAGACUGCCAGGCACUACUUGGUGGAAUAAACGUGAGAUUGCUAAGAGGGUUGCUCUCUGGAAUUGUGGAUGGGCUGGUCAGUAAUCUCCUCCGAAAUAUACUUCCUGGCGUGUUGUGUCCGGUGGUGAAUGUCGUUCUUGACUUGACUAAUGGACUUCUGCUUACGGCAAAUUCUUUGGUUCCCCUUGGCCUAUUAGGAAGUAUCCAGUACACAGUAUCGAGUCUUCCCAUAGUGACUGGGCAGUUUAUUGAGCUGGAUUUAAAUACAGUGGUGAGUCAAUUAGGUGGUGGACUCAUUGAUUACCCCUUGGGCCAGUCAAUGAUGCCAAUCUCCAUGCCACCAAUGAUGGAAGCUACAGAAGCUCAGCUUGGGCUUUCUUCCAACUUCCUUGGCUGUGUUCUAACUGCUCUACAAAAGGAAGGCCUGAUGGAUUUAGAAUUAUCUGAUGGAGACAUUCCUGGGAUUCCACCUCUCACAACUGCCGUCAUUGGUGGCGUCAUUCCAAAGGUUUCCUCAAUGUUCAAAGAAACACAACUUCUGACCCUCAAGAUCAGAGUACCCUCAGCUCCCACCAUCAAGCUGCAGAAGAAUCGUGGAAUUGUGUCUUUAUUCGUUAAAACAGAAAUCAAUGCUUUAAACUCGAACUCAAAAAAAACUCCUAUCUGCGUCCUUGGGGUGGACGUACGCUUAAGCGCAAAGUUUUCAGUGGGUGGAGAUAAACUGAUUAUCUCCCUGUCUGUUGACAGCACUCAACUUUCCAUAUUGUCUACGUCAGUUGGACGCUUUGAUGUUUCGGUACUAGGUGGACUCGUUGGGAACAUCAUCAGCUUUGCCUUCCUGCCAGCAAUUAACACUGUUGUAGGACAAGGAAUUCCUCUUCCAAAACUGAUGAACAUUGACUUUAAUGAUGCCAACAUUGACAUCCUGGAUGAUCUCGUGGUGCUUUCUUCAUAAACCAACUAGGUAAAUAAAACUCAGAACAUCGCCGUGCAGCUGUCAGUCCAGGCGU
Messenger RNA from Pelobates fuscus (common spadefoot toad), 1918 nucleotides. RefSeq names its product BPI fold-containing family B member 4-like. Gene Ontology annotation, molecular function: lipid binding. The transcript is spliced from 16 exons. The record is from RefSeq and is a predicted model, not a curated record. NCBI's taxonomy places the organism in Eukaryota, Metazoa, Chordata, Amphibia, Anura, Pelobatidae. Bases 67 to 1863 code for a protein of 598 amino acids.